Messenger RNA from Coregonus sp. 'balchen', 2174 nucleotides. Lineage: Eukaryota; Metazoa; Chordata; Actinopteri; Salmoniformes; Salmonidae. The record is from the annotation of a GenBank genome assembly.
AUGCCUGGAGACAGGGGAGGGGAAGUGCAUUUAGUAUCUCAUGGUCAUAGCUCCUUAGCCAUUGUUUCCUUAGAGAUGCCAUAUUUUCAUGCCAUCCUCUAACCUGUGUUUUCUCCUUGCCAGGUAAAGAUCGCAUCAUCUUCGUUACCAAGGAAGACCAUGAAGCACCCAGCAACGCUGAGCUCAUUGCAGACGACCCCAAUGACCCCUACGAAGACCAUGGUGAGUGGGCUGUGAAUUCAUGUCAGGGAUGGAGAAGAAUUAUGGAACACUCAUCAGUAGUGUAGUCAUUACAAAGAUACCAAAGAGGUGAAUGAUGAAGUUACAACCAUGUCAAUACAGUGCAUUCGGAAAGUAUUCAGACCCCUUCACUUUUUCCACAUUUUGUUACGUUGCAGCCUUAUUCUAGAAUGGAUUAAAUUUUGAAAAAUCCUCAUAAAAUAGAAAUACCUUAUUUACAUAAGUAUUCAGACCCUUUGCCAUGAGACUCGAAAUUGAGCUCAGGGGCAUUCUGUGUCCAUUGAUCAUCCUUGAGAUGUUUCUACAACUUCAUUGGAGUCCACCUGUGGUAAUUGAUUGGACAUGAUUUGGAAAGGCACACACCUGUCUAUGUGAGGUCCCACAGUUGACAGUGCAUGUCAGAGCAAAAGCCAUGAGGUCGAAGCAAUUGUCCGUAGAGUUCCGAGACAGGAUUGUUUCUAGGCACAAAUCUGGGGAAGGGUAGCAAAAAAUGUCUGCCGCAUUGAAGGUGCCCCAAGAACACAGUGGCCUCCAUCAUUUUUAAAUGGAAGAAGUUUGGAACCAUCAAGACUCUUCCUAGAGUUGGCCACCUGGCCAAACUGAGCAAUCGGGGGGAAAAGGGCCUGAAGUUUGCCAAAAGGCACCUAAAGGACUCUGACCAUGAGAAACAAGAUUCUCUGGGCUGAUGAAACCGAGAUUGAACUCUUUGGCCUGAAUGCCAAGCGUCAUGUCUGGAGAAAACCAGGCCAAAACCAUCCCUAAAGUGAAGCAUGGUGGUUUUUCAGCAGAAGGAACUGGGAGACUAGUCAGGAUCAAGGGAAAGAUGAACGGAGCAAAGUACAGAGAGAUCCUUGAUGAAAACCUGCUCCAGGACCUCAGACUGGGGCGACAGUUCACCUUCCAACAGGACAACGACCGUAAGCACACAGCCAAGACAACACAGGAGUGGCUUCGGGACAAGUCUCUGAAUGUCCUUGAGUGGCCCAGCCAGAGCCCGGACUUGAACCCGAUCGAACAUAUCUGUAGAGACCUGAAAAUAGCUGUUCCGCGACGCUCCCCAUCCAACCUGACAGCGCUUGAGAGGAUCUGCAGAGAAGAAUGAGAGAAACUCCCCAAACACAGGUGUGCCAAGCUUGUAGCGUCAAACCCAAGAAGACUCGAGGCUGUAAUUGCUGCCAAAGGUGCUUCAACAAAGUACUGAGUAAAGGGUCUGAAUACUUAUGUAAAUGUGAUAUUUAUUUAUCAUUUUAUACAUUUGUCAAAAUUUAUAAAAACCUGUUUUUGCUUUCUUAUUAUGGGGUAUUGUGUGUAGGUUGAUGAUUGGGGGGGGGACGAUGUAAUCCAUUUUAGAAUAAGGCUGUAACGUAACAAUGUGGAAAAAGUCAAGGGGUCUGAAUGCUUUCCGAAUACGCUGUACAUGCUAGCAAGGUGGGAAAAAAACUGCCGUUCUACCCUUGAGCAAGGCAGUUAACCCCCAACAGCAAUUGCUCUCCGGGCGCCGAUGACGUUAAGGCAGCUCCCUGCACCUCUCUGAUUCAGAGGGGUUGGGUUAAAUGCGGAAGACACAUUUUGGUUGAAUGCAUUCAGUUGUGCAACUGACUAGGUAUCCCCCUUCCCUUUCCUCUUAUAUUUCUAUUCCUCUAGGCCUGAUCCUGCCUAGUGGAGAGAUCAACUGGAAUUGUCCAUGCCUGGGAGGGAUGGCUAGCGGGCCCUGUGGGACACAGUUCAAGGAGGCCUUCUCCUGCUUCCACUACAGCAAUGAGGAGGUGAAGGGUUCAGAGUGUAUCAACAACUUCCGCGGUAUGCAGGAGUGUAUGCAGAAGUACCCCGAGCUCUACCCCCAGGAGGACGAGAACGAGGGAGCCUCCCCAGGAGGGGCUGACGCUGCUGCCCCUGCGCCCGGAGGACUCAUCCCCAGCACCAGUGCCCUCUAG